Messenger RNA from Anarrhichthys ocellatus (wolf-eel), 1489 nucleotides. RefSeq names its product 1-phosphatidylinositol 4,5-bisphosphate phosphodiesterase delta-1-like. The record is from RefSeq and is a predicted model, not a curated record. The transcript is spliced from 5 exons. Gene Ontology annotation, cellular component: plasma membrane. Gene Ontology annotation, biological process: intracellular signal transduction; lipid metabolic process. The annotation marks the transcript as partial. NCBI's taxonomy places the organism in Eukaryota, Metazoa, Chordata, Actinopteri, Perciformes, Anarhichadidae. Gene Ontology annotation, molecular function: phosphatidylinositol-4,5-bisphosphate phospholipase C activity.
CCAGUGCCCAUGUGGAACGUUGGCUGCCAGAUAGUGGCGUUGAACUUCCAGACUCCCUCCAAGGAGAUGCACAUAAACCAGGGUCGGUUUUUGCCAAACGGUGCUUGUGGCUACAUCCUGAAACCAGAAUUUCAGAGAAGCCUGUCCUCUCAAUUUGACCCCGGCACACUUUCCAAAGGGCCCUGGCUGAAGAAGAAGACCUUUAACGUGAUGGUGAUCUCAGCUCAGCAGUUACCUAAAAUCUACAAGGACAAACAAAAUUCCAUCGUUGACCCUCUGGUGAGAGUAGAGAUCUACGGCGUCCCGGCGGACAACGCCAGCAAGGAGACACACUACAUCGAUAACAAUGGGUUCAACCCGAUGUGGAAUGAGAAGUUCACGUUUGACAUCCACGUCCCAGAGCUGGCCAUGGUGCGGUUUGUGGUGGAGGACUAUGACUCAAUGUCCCACAAUGAUCUCAUCGGGCAGUACUGUCUACCGCUCACCAGCGUACAGAACGGGUAUCGCCACGUCCCGCUGCUCACCAAGAGAGGUGACGUCAUCUGCUCGGCCGGACUCUUUGUGCAUCUCAUGCUCAUAGACGCCCAGUAGGAUCGCGUUUGGAUAAACCUUCAUGUCAGCAACAGCAUUUGUUUUAAGGAACUCUUUGAAGGAAUUUGUCCAGUUUUAAUGCUAAAUAUAAUUUAAGUUUAAGUUUGUCAUCUGCCAAGCCGCAGGUCCUGACUCACCGUUUUAUGCGUAACACUUUCCGGUCAUUGUGUAAUUUUAGCUUUUUUAAAAAAGAAGUAUGGUUGAGAGUUCAGAGUGAAUGAAGAAGUGAAUGAAAGUGCAGUGUGGGAAAGUAUUUAAAGAAAGUCAUUCAACUGUAUUUGCCAUAUUGGGGGAGGGGGGGGUACAAUAACUAGAGGAGUAAGGUGUAUAUAAUUCAGUUUUUCUGAAUAGUAUUUUAUUUCUUAUAGAUUUCUCAUGGCUUUAUAUCCCUUCAGGAUAAUACAAAUCAUGCUCAUGGAAACAAUGUAUUUGUCAAGAAACACAACGAGUACUGAACUGUUUUAGUGACUCUGCCUUGAUUUAAGUUUAGUGGGGUUAUGAUGUUGGUCACUGGAGCAACAGAAUAAACAGUAUGAUAUCAAAACGCAAAUGUUUUGCCCAUUGAGAGAGACACGUGCGUGUCUGAUGCUUUUAAUGGUUUUAUGUGAAGCACUUCGAAUUGCCUUGUUGUUGAAAUGUGCUCGACAAAUAAACUUGCCUUGCCUUGCUCCACAAUGUUUGUCAAUGUUUUAAUUAUUUAAAAGUCUUAAAAAAUAUGUUUGACUAUAACAUUAUGAGCAUAUCAAGAAAUGAACUGUAUCAUACACAAAUCUGCUUUUAACAUAUUGAGCAGUAAUUCAUCUUAUCGAGUAUUUCAUGUCAAACUAAUAUUUUCUAUCGUACUUGUCUUGUCUCUUGUAUGAAUUUGCACUAGCUCUCAAAUAAAACCAGCAGAGUC